Suillus discolor is the source of this 888-nucleotide messenger RNA. RefSeq lists its product as uncharacterized. Lineage: Eukaryota; Fungi; Basidiomycota; Agaricomycetes; Boletales; Suillaceae. The record is from RefSeq and is a predicted model, not a curated record. The transcript is spliced from 2 exons. Bases 1 to 888 code for a protein of 295 amino acids.
AUGCUGCUAAGAGAAUGUAAGCGAGUCAUCGAGUAUGAGGCGGACAACGCUACCCCCAACACCCCCUCUUACCUUGGCACCUCUAUUUUGGGUAUCAAGACCCUCGACCUCGUUAUAGAGGCAAUAAACACAGCCAGAGGUGGGGUCACCGGCAUGGUCAAGGCGAAGGAGGGACAACAUGCUGCCAUUACUGAGGCUGGUGGAGAAGAACAUGGUACCGAUACUGCCGCUCAGACUAUUUCGACCAGGGAAGAGGAAGUGGAUGACGAGAAACAAAGGGAGGAAGAUGAGAUGAGAAGGAAGGUUGAAGAGGAACUUCGCGAGACAGAGGAACAGAAGAAGAAAAUGGUGAUGCUGCAGGAGGACAUGAGAAAGCUGGAGGAGAGAAAGCGAAAGCUGGAGGAGGAGAACCAGAAGCUGUUGAAACUGGUGGAAGUGGCAAAUGAAAAGGACAGUGAGGGUAAGGAGCCGGAGAAGGCUGAGGAGGAGGAGGAGGAGGAGGAGGAGGAGGAGGAGGAGGAGGAGGAGGAGGAGGUAGUGCAGAAAGGGAAGAAAAGAGGAAAGUCUGGGGGAUCUGGAAGACCAUCCAAAAAGCCUACCACUGACUAUUCAUCGAUCCAGCAGAGCCAGACAGCCGUCCAAAAAGGCCAUGCACCUCAUCUACAAGCAGGAGGCUGGCUGAACUGGCCAGUACUUGCUCUACAUGACCGGCCAGCACCUUUAUACAUGCCAGUACCUGCCCUAUACCCCCAGCCGGGACUCUUAUACUGUGCUGGCCAGUACUUGCACUACAUGACCGGCCAGCACCUUUAUACAUGCCAGUACCUGCCCUCUACCCCCGGCCGGGGCUCUUAUACUGCUCAGUAUAAGAGCCCCGGCCGGGGGUAG